Hemibagrus wyckioides is the source of this 4232-nucleotide messenger RNA. RefSeq names its product FMR1 autosomal homolog 1 (gene fxr1). Gene Ontology annotation, molecular function: translation regulator activity; mRNA 3'-UTR binding; protein homodimerization activity. The record is from RefSeq and is a predicted model, not a curated record. The transcript has 17 exons. Gene Ontology annotation, biological process: negative regulation of translation; central nervous system development; regulation of mRNA stability. Gene Ontology annotation, cellular component: postsynaptic density; axon; membrane. NCBI's taxonomy places the organism in Eukaryota, Metazoa, Chordata, Actinopteri, Siluriformes, Bagridae. The coding region runs from base 34 to 2037 and encodes 667 amino acids.
GAACUUUUACCCACAAUUCCUAGCGUGUUCAAAAUGGACGAACUGACGGUAGAGGUUCGCGGCUCCAAUGGAGCUUAUUAUAAGGGCUUCGUCAAAGAUGUUCAUGAGGACUCGCUCUCUGUCUCAUUUGAAAACAAUUGGCAGCCGGAGAGACAGGUCCCGUUCAAUGAUGUGCGCUUGCCUCCUCCUGCUGACGUGAAGAAGGAGAUCGGCGAGGGAGACGAGGUGGAGAUCUACUCGAGGGCGAAUGAGCAGGAACCGUGUGGCUGGUGGCUCGCCAAAGUGAGCAUGAUGAAGGGAGACUUCUACGUGAUCGAGUACGCUGCCUGUGAUGCCACAUACAACGAGAUCGUCACGUUCGAGCGUCUACGGCCGGUGAACCUCAACAAAGCCGUGACAAGAAACACCUUCUAUAAGUGCACUGUUCCUGUUCCUGAUGAUCUGAAGGCUGCCUGUGAGAACGAGCUCGCGCAUAAGGACUUUAAGAAGGCUGUAGGAGCGAGCAGGAUUGUUUACAAACCUGAAACCUGUGAUCUGCUUGUCCUGUCUGUAAACGAGGUGACGGUGAAGAGAGUUUCUCUCCUGAGCGACAUGCACUUGAGGAGCAUCCGCACUAAACUCAUGCUCGUGUACAGGAACGAAGAAGCCACAAAGCACUUAGAGAGCACAAAGCAGCUAGCGUCAGCGUUCCAGGAGGAGUUCACGGUGCGAGAGGAUCUCGUGGGUCUCGCUAUCGGCAGCCACGGCACAAACAUCCAACAGGCCCGGAAAAUUCCUGGAGUGACCGCCAUCGAGCUGGACGAGGAGAGCGGCACGUUUAGGAUUUACGGAGAGACAGCCGAAGCCGUCCAGAAAGCAAGGAGCUACCUGGAGUUCCUGGAAGAAUCGGUUCAAAUUCCCAGAAAUCUAGUUGGCAAGGUGAUUGGUAAAAAUGGCAAAGUCAUUCAGGAGAUUGUGGAUAAAUCUGGUGUGGUAAGAGUACGGAUUGAAGGAGACAACGACAACAACCUUCCCAGGCAAGAGGGAAUGGUUCCUUUCACGUUUGUUGGCACAAAGGAGAACAUUGGAAAUGUUCAAGUCCUUCUGGAAUACCACAUCGCUUACCUGAACGAGGUAGAGCAGUUGAGGUUGGAGCGGCUGCAGAUUGAUGAGCAGCUACGUCAGAUCGGUUUGGGUUUCCGCCCCGUUCCGGCACGUUCUGCUGAGAAAGACAAAGAGAAGAGCCACGGGAUGAAUGAUGGCACCUCCGCAGUCUCGUUGCACUCGGGGCGCUCCUACACGGGCAGGGGACGUGCACGCAGGACCGUUAACCACAACUCAGCAUACGGAACGAACUCUGAGCACUCGUACACCUCGGAGACAGAUUCUGAGCGUAGAGAUGAGCUAAGUGAAUUCUCUGUAAGAGAAGACGAGGAUGAGCGCAGUGUCCAGGCCAGAGACAGCAGAAAGAGAGCGGCAGCGGUCAGAGGUCACGGUGGCUCAGGAGUCAGGGGUCGCGGGGCUGGAAGAUCAGGGAGCACCAUGAGCUCAGUUCUGAAGGAUCCAGACCGGAACCCGUACAGUAUUUUGGACACCUCUGAGUCGGAUCAGAUUGCUGAUGCAGAAGCGAGCGAGUGUGAACCGAGUUCUCGGAGCCGACGCUCGCGCCGCCGCCGUCCUAAAUCCGACGACAACACAUCACUCAGCGAGAACGGCCUCGAUGAGCCUGAACGUAGGCCUCUGCGGCAAAAUCGCAGCCGUCGCCGCCGCUUUCGGCCUCCAGAGGAGAGACAGCCAGUCACUGUGGCUGAUUACAUAUCACGUGCUGAAUCUCACAGCAGGCAGAGAACACCACGAGACCUGAAGAAGAAUAAAAAAGAUUUGGGUCAGGUGGACGUGAUAUCUGAGCACGGCGUCUCCGAACAACUGGCUAACGGCCCCGAAGCUGAUACUGAUGAGCAGAAAAAGGCACCACAUGCUUCCACGGAAACGACCCCAGGCAAGAAAACCGAUGUGGCCAAGCCAACCGUCGUUAACGGACUCUCCCAGACGUCCUGAUCUGUUCCGUUAUUCUUUCUCCAAACAGUCGUAACCUUUACAUUUUUACAAUAGUGCUUGUACGAGCUCGCCAAAGAUAGACACACACACACACACACACACACACGAACACAAACAAAAACACACACAUGGACUUCCAGAUUCUUCUCUCUGCUGCACUUUUCUGUUCCUUCAAUGUGGAUCAGGUACGAAGGGAGAACAAUAAAUAAAUAAAAGGAGCCCUAAAGUGCGAUGCAUUAUUAGCUUUUUUCUGUCCAUUUAUCUUGAACAUGAAGGCUGAACUUGUAUCUCUGUAAUGUUUUCUAUGAACGUUGUUGCUUCAGACCUGCCAACCUUUAUGAAGCUCUGUAUGAGUUAACCUGCAAUGAUUGACAGUUUUUUGAUCCUGUUGAUAUUUUAACUAACUAAACCCUAGAAGCCCUGUCCCUAGCAGCACCUCACAUUAGUAAUCGUUUGCCUCGAAUCGAUUUCCCUUUUGACGUGUCCUCACGAUAAAUGAAGGACGUUUUUAGUUUAUUAACAUGAAGUUAAUUCUUUCAGUGUGUGUUUCGACUUAGCUUAUAUCUGUUAACUAGAUUCAUUUGGGAUACUGUAGAUCGUUUGCUUGUCAAUAGUUAAAAACAGCACUUUUUUUUACCAAAAGAGAACAAAACAGUUCUACAAGGAAGAGUUAAAUCGAACAAAUAAAUUGAAAAGAAUUAGAAAGUGAUUCAAAAUGUUUUCUCUUGCGCCGUCAGCACUAAUGCGUUUGAACAGAGCAACCUAUUCCAUAGCCAUUGAAGCUGGAGUGUGUGUGUGUGUGUGUGUGUGUGUAUAUACAGGGUCCCAUGUUUUCUUACAGUAAUCAUCAGGUGCUGGGGGUAAAGCUGCUACUUGUCAGUUUUAGUUAUGAAGUAGACACUAGAAAAGUUUAUAUCCUUUUUUAAUUGAUUGCUGUACAUAACAUCUUUUUCCUACAAAAUAAUUCGUUCAUGUAAACUUUUCUAGUGUUUAAAUAAAACAGGAGAGUGUUUAGAACCUGUCUUCCCCCCAAGCUGCUGGUGGAUAAAUCCUGUUACAUACACAGUUUCUAGUCAAACCUAACAAUAUGUGAAAGGAUGAUAGUUCAAUAAUAUGCUGUGCUUUUACUGCGUUUAUUCCUCUUCAGGGCUGGCAGGUACUCAACUUCUGGCAAGUUCUCUGUGAUCUCAGUGUUCCUGAUUAUCAGGCGAGUUUUUCAAAAGUAUUCACGUCUUUUUACGUCCUUUUUUUUAUUUUUAUUUUUUGACCGACAAACCUCAGAAAUGUUGUCAUUUUGAGAUGACGAUAAUGGGACAGAAGAAAGUAUAAUGCAUGACCUUUCUGGGCUUCAUUACAGACAACAUGAAAUGAAAAACGUACACAAUCAGAUGUUGUGCCUUCAGAGAGUAGCGUCACUGGCUGGCUGUAGGCCAAAAUAAAACCAGAGAGGAGAAUUAGCUGCUUUUUCUUUUAAAUAUGCAACCACUUUGUAUUAGGCAUGUGCCGAUAUAUCGUGAUAUAACAUCCAGUACUGAGGUAACAAAUUUAGAAAUAGGAUGCCUACGCAGGGUGGACUGUCUAAUUUAGAAGACAAGCACAGAUCUCAUCUAAGACCUAGGAUUCUGUACAAUUCUUAAAGAAAUGUCUUAAUUUUGUUCAAUAGAAAAGACAGAACUGAUGCUAACUGAUAAUUUUGUGAAUAUAAAUAGAAAAUGAGGCAGUUCUCGUGAAAGGAAAGCGUCAUGUCGGCACAUGCCUGUUUCAUACAGUGAUUUAGGAAAUGCAGUCUAGGAAAAUAAAAAAAGGAUCUUUUUGCACUGAAUUGUAAUUUCUGUCCCUUUAGAAAAAGGUUAGCCUAGAAAACUGGUCUGUUGCUUUUAUCGGAAAACACUCCACGUGACUCGGAAAGCCGGUCUGACUUCAGCGAAAAGAGCCUCGCUUUGGUUUAUUUAUUAAAAUGUACAGUAUUUAAAUGAGAAACGCAGAAGGAAUUUUUCUUCUAACACUAAAUCGGCCACAUGAACAUUGCACGCAGGAGAUAAAUUGGACUACUGAGAGAUCAACUUCCAGAUUUUCUGUUCUGUAAACUGUCAGUCUUUUUUUUAAAUUAUCAUACUGGUUGUUUCAUGUGCAAUAUGUUUUGUAUGCACUUAGUUCUUAAAUAAAACUCUGAUCUUCCAAAUAAUCUUGUCCUU